Molecule: messenger RNA, 2530 nt
Organism: Humulus lupulus (European hop)
Lineage: Eukaryota; Viridiplantae; Streptophyta; Magnoliopsida; Rosales; Cannabaceae
Product: indole-3-acetic acid-amido synthetase GH3.17-like
Exons: 4
Coding region: 484-2280 (598 amino acids)
Cellular component (GO): cytoplasm
Molecular function (GO): acid-amino acid ligase activity
Source: RefSeq, a predicted model, not a curated record
ACUUGGAUUUGUGUUUGUCACAUAUACACAAUACAUUACCAUUCAUUCAGGCUUUGACCAAACCUCUAUUCUACUCUACCCUACCCUUUCUAUUAUAUUAUAGGAUGAUAUACAUAUAUAUAUAUAUAUAUAUAUUUCAUACAUAGACAAGACCACAUGCGUAGGUCCUAGAAGCCUGCUCUUCUUCCCCCUUAUUUUCUUUUGUUUUUUCUUCUUAAAAAAAUAAAGGGAAAAGAAAAAAAAUAUAUAUAUAUAUAUAUUAUUUCCCUAUUGGCUAUUGCUUCCUUCCAAGUUCCAAAUAGCAAUUGGCAAGUAGAGACAGAGUGAACUUUUCAAGUGUGAAUCAAAUAAGUAUAAAAACUAAACAUAUCAAAGGCUAUUAUACCUAUACAAACAAACAGAUACCAAAACUACUACAAACAAAUUCUGGUACUUAUUUAGCAGCAUAAGUAGCAUACAUAGAAAUAGCUAUAAUUGCCAGAAAUGAUACCCAUCUUUGAUCCAAACGACAAUGAAGCUGGUAUGAAGCUUUUGGAGGACCUAACCACAAAUACACACCACUUUCAACAGCAGGCAUUGAAGGAGAUACUAUCAAACAACGCUGCCACAGAAUAUCUAAGCGGCUUUCUCAAUGGUCACUCUGAUAUCAAGCUUUUCAAGGACAGAGUUCCCAUCGUGAAGUAUGAAGAUAUCAAGCCUUAUAUCCAACGAAUUGCCAAUGGAGAAGCCUUGAACAUCAUUUCAGCUCAACCAAUAACAGAGCUCCUCACAAGCUCGGGAACAUCAGGAGGGCAGCCAAAGAUGAUGCCUUCAACGCUCGAAGAACUGGAGAGGAAGACAUUCUUCUAUAAUCUGCUUGUGCCAAUCAUGAACAAAUAUGUGGAAGACCUGGACCAAGGAAAGGCCAUGUAUCUGCUGUUUGUGAGACCAGAAGUGCGUACUCCAUCAGGUUUGAGGGCGCGGCCUGUGCUGACCAGCUAUUACAAGAGCGACAACUUCAGAAAGCGGCCAUUCAACCGAUACAACGUCUACACCAGCCCCGACGAGACCAUCUUAUGUGAUGACACCAAGCAGAGCAUGUACUGCCAAUUACUCUGCGGUUUACUUGAGCGGGACCGUGUUCUGAGGGUGGGAGCCGUUUUCGCCUCUGCUUUUCUCCGCGCCAUCAAGUUCUUGGAGGAGCACUGGGAAGAGUUAUGCUCCAACAUAAGAUCUGCCCAGUUGAGCGAAUGGAUCUCUGAUCCAAGUUGCAGAAAUGCCGUCUCAGCAUUAAUGCUCAAACCCAAUCCAGAACUGGCCGACUUGAUCCAAACCCAAUGUAGGGAGAGGUCAUGGGAAGGGAUCAUCAAAAGGGUUUGGCCCAGAACCAAGUUCAUUGAAGUCAUUGUCACAGGGUCCAUGGCACAAUACAUCUCGACGCUUGAAUUCUACGGCAGAGGCCUCCCUUUGGUGUCGACCAUGUACGCUUCGUCCGAAUGCUUCUUCGGGAUCAACUUCAAACCACUUAGCAAACCAUGCGACGUCUCCUACACUCUCAUUCCCACCAUGGCCUACUUUGAGUUCUUACCUGUAGUAGCACCAGCAGACAAUAAUGAUCCCAGUAAUUGUGGCUCUAAUGACCAGGCAGUCGUGGACCUCGUAGAUGUGAAGCUCGGUCACUACUAUGAACUCGUAGUCACCACUUUCACAGGCUUGUACAGAUACAGAGUGGGAGACAUCCUAAGGGUGAGUGGCUUUCACAACAAAGCACCUCAGUUCAGGUUCGUGCAGCGGAGAAACGUGGUUUUAAGCAUCGACGCAGACAAAACGAGCGAAGAAGAUCUGUUGCAGGCAGUUGGUAAAGCAAAAGAGGUGGUAGAAGCAGUGGGGUUCUUAGUGACAGAGUACAGUAGCUACGCUGACACAUCGUCGAUCCCAGGCCAUUACGUGCUGUUUUGGGAGCUCAAGAGCAAAUCAUCAUCAUCAUCAUCAGAGUUGGAGCUGAAUCAGGGUGUAAUGGAGGAAUGUUGUUGGAGGGUGGAAGAGUCAUUGGAUUCGAUUUACAGAAGAUGCAGAGCAAAGGACAAGUCCAUUGGAGCAUUGGAGAUAAGGGUUGUGAAGGAGGGAAGCUUCGAUGCUCUGAUGGACUUUUGUGUGUCACAAGGAUCUUCAGUGAACCAGUACAAGACACCCAGAUGCAUUAAAUACGAGGCAGGGAUAAUGAUUUUGGAGUCCAGAGUUGUGGCCAGAUUUUUCAGUAAAAAAACACCCUCAUGGGAGCCUCCUUGCUUUUUAGUUUGAUCACCUAAACAUGGCUGCCUGCCUGCUACAGUGCAACUGUACUCUCUUUUCGAUAUGUUAUAGUGUAUGUUGGAUUCAUUAUGUUUAAUUAAUUAAUGGAUAUUAGUAUAUAGUAUUAAUAUUAUUAUUAAUGAGAUGGUGAGACUGAGAUGGUGAGCUGUUCACUUAAUAAUUUGAAAGCCCUGCUCCACACCUGAGCUCCACCUCCAAUCCAACUGGAAAUGAAUGUUAGCUACUAUCACUUUCUCAA